UUUUAGAUAUAGUCUCUGUAAUCUGCGAUGUAUUCGCAUUUAUUUAUAUUUGCUUAUAUCGAUGUUUUUCAUUCAUUGUUUUGUUAAUUAAUUAUACAUGGAAGGAAAGCAGGAAAUCUUAAAAAUAAAAUCAAUAUGACAGAAAAAGUUGAUUCAAAUAAUUCAUUAUUUUGUGCUUAUUGUGGAAAAGAGUUUAAAUAUGAAAGUCAAAGGAAAAGGCACCAACAAAGUCACUCUCUCCCAUUUCAGUGUAAAGUUUGCAAGAAAAGAUUUAGUUUUAUAUCAGCAUUACGUCGCCAUGAGAAGCAACAUGAAAGAACUGGGAGUGUUCAAUGCACUGAGUGUAAAGGAAAAUUCCGUGAUGAGACAUUACUUAAAAGACACAUCAAAUAUGCACAUAAAGAAAAAUGUGUUUGCUCACAAUGUAGUACAAUAUUCAACAGUGAGUUAGCACUACGUACUCACAUGAAAACGCACAAGCCCGAGUCAGAACGCAAGUAUCGAUGUAGUGCAGAUGGGUGUAACAAAUCAUUCAACUUUGCACAUCACUUAAAAAAUCAUGAGUUCACCCACACAAAAGCGAAACAACACUAUUGUAAAAUAUGUGGCAAAGGAUUUAUACAACCUCAUCAUAUGAAAACCCAUAUGAAAUCCCAUGAACCCGAUGAAAACAAACUGUGCUGUAUUAUGCCUAAUUGUACCAAGAAAUUUUCUAAUGAAUAUGCAAGAAAACGGCAUCUAGCAACCCAUAAAAAUAAAAUGGACAGCGGGAUAUCUUCCGAUUCAAGCGCAGGCUGUGAUGUUACACAUGGACAGAACACUUCAGGUGUGCUACAUAAUAAAGUUGAAUUUGGACAGACUAGUGGGUGCACAACUAGUGAUAUUAACACUUCAUUAAAUUUGGAAAAAUCUCUAUUGAAAGAAACACCUAAUAAUAAUAAGUCAACUAAUAAUGACAAAUUAUCUAAUGCAAAUACAAUUGAUAAUUCUACUGUUAGAGACUGUAAAUCAGCGUUAGGUGGAUGUAUUAUGGGUGAUGGAACGGAUAUAAAUAAAAAUUGUUUGUGUGCUCAAAUAUCUUCUCCUGUCAACGAAUAUUACGAUUUAAUACCAGAAGAAAAUAAUCAUAAAUUAAAGGAGUUACAUAAAAACGAGAAUUUACAAGAAGUAAAUAAAAACAUUUAUGCUAGUGAUAUAAGCGUGAAAAGUACAAAUACUUGCGAAGGUUGCGAUUGUGGAGGUGUUUUUAAUACGAGUGAUACACAAGUUACAAACUGUGUAAAUAUUGAUAAAGACAGUGUAACAUCGGAAAAUGAAUGUGGGUUUGGUUUGUCUAAAACAAAGGAAAUAUUUGACAUGGAGACAAAUGAAAACAUGAAAUUAGAAAAAAAUGAAAAUAUUUUUGUAUCAUUCAACAGCUGUAAGAGUGUACUAGGAAAAUGUAUAGUUAGUGGUAAUGGUACUAUGGGAGAAGGAUGCUUAUGUGCGAGAAUGGCUUUAGAUGAUCAGUCGAUGAUUGCUAAGGAAAUUGAUGAAAUCACCCCACAACCAAAUAUUUAUUGAUAAGACUGUAACAUAUUUUAGUCAGUGGUCACAUAAAAUGAUAUUUAGAUUUUUGUUUUAUUGAAAAUACUAUUUAGAACAUAUCUAUUGUUGCGUAGUAUCAAUAAAAUCGUUGAGAUAUGUG
Messenger RNA from Galleria mellonella (greater wax moth), 1687 nucleotides. Its product is annotated as oocyte zinc finger protein XlCOF28-like. Gene Ontology annotation, molecular function: RNA polymerase II cis-regulatory region sequence-specific DNA binding; DNA-binding transcription factor activity. NCBI's taxonomy places the organism in Eukaryota, Metazoa, Arthropoda, Insecta, Lepidoptera, Pyralidae. Gene Ontology annotation, biological process: regulation of transcription by RNA polymerase II. The record is from RefSeq and is a predicted model, not a curated record. The transcript has 6 exons. Bases 136 to 1563 code for a protein of 475 amino acids.